UGUGGAGCUGUGUUCUGGCCCCAGAGGGAGAGAGAAAGCCCUGGAAAUCUCAGUUCGGCCCUGCCCCUGGGUCUCCUGGCAACAGCACCACUUUGAAGUUACCAGGAGACAGAGUUGCCAGGGCAACAAGGGCGUGAGUGGCAGCUCUGGGGAGAAGUCUGGGUGAAGAGACCCAACCAGUGAUCACUUGAUUAUUCACCUUGUUCCUCCUUCUCUCCCAGUUUCUCAUCAGUUCUACCUUCCUUUCUUCAUUCAUUCCUUUAACGAAACUGUAUUGAGAAUCUGCAAUGCCCUAGGCACUGACCGGGCACUGGAGAUACCGAAGUGAACGUGACAAACAAGGUCGUGCUGUGGCUCUCCCUCAGUCUCCCAGCCCCUUCAUCUUUGCCUCUUCUCUCCUGGCCCAUUUUUUAUUCUAUGGUCCUGCCUCCCAUUGUACCCCAAGCAGGACUCCAGAAGCCCCCAGGCCAACGAGGAGGCCAGCUGAGACUCUUCUUCUUAUAGACCCUCAAAGACAGCUGCUUUGCUGUCUGACGGAUGUUUUGCAGACGAAUGUCCUCAAGCCUGCAGCCCCCGCCCCCAUUUGUGCAAGUACUCAGGUACAGAGAGAGACACAAGCACAUAGCUCCUCCAUCUCUCCCCUUCUUCAUUGUCACUGGGUAACAUCAGCAGAAACACACACAUACGCAUCACAGUAUUCCUCUGAGAUACCAUGUGCUCCAUUUUACAGGUGAGCAAACUGAGGCUAGGAGACUUUAAGUAAUGUGUCAGUGAUUAGGGCCUACUCCCUCCAACUCUCAACCCUUGUAUUGUCUGAUUAGCUUAUUAGCUCAGAAUAAUAGUAUUCAUGCUGCUUCCGCCAGCGGACUCACCCAGGGAAGGGCCUUAUCUCCCUCAAAGGCCUCCAUUCCUUCCUCAGACUAGGUUAUUUGCCCCUUCACCGGGGGAGGAGCUAGGAAACGUCGAUCUAGCUUUGAUGAACAGAUCACUGGACCAAUGGAGAAGCUAAGUGCACUGUAACCAAUGCGACCCCGUCCUGGGCGGGAUCAAGGACAGGAACGGGCCGCCGAUUGGACAGAGGUACGCUGCGAAUGGCGGAGACGCUGAGGCGGGUGCUAAACUCGGGCGGCGCGGCUGGCCCCGGGGAGGAGGACACAGCUGAGGCCGAACCGCCUUUGCUGCUGCUCGGCGGUCACGGCUCUGGAAAGACAGCGCUGCUAUUCGCGGCGGCCCUGGAGGCGGCAGGGGAAGGCCGAGGCCCUGUCCUCUUCCUGACUCGGAGGCCUCUGCAAAGCCUGCCUCGCCGGAUUGGAGCUGCGCUCGAACCCUUGCGGUUACAGAUCCGCUUCCAGUACCCACCCUCAACCCGUGAGCUCCUCCGGCUCCUGUGCUCUGUCCAUGAGACGCGGGGGCCAGCCCCUUCCCUCCUGCUGCUCGAUGGCCUGGAGGAGUACCUAACGGAAGACCCCGGGUCCCAGGAAGCCGCCUACCUGGCCGCCCUGCUUCUGGACACAGCUGCCCACUUCAGCCACCGGGUUGGGUCUGGCCGGGGCUGUGGGCUCAUUGUGGCCCUCCAGACCCAGGAGGAGGGAGACAGUGCGACUGCCCUGCAGUUGGCACUGCUUCAGAGGUAUUUCCCUGCCCAGUGCUGGCUGCAGCCCGAUGCACCAGGCCCAGGACAGCACUGCCUCCGAGCCUGCCUGGAGCCAGGUGGGCUGGGUGCCAGGGCAGAGUGGCGGGUGACUUUCCGACAAGAUGGAGAGAUGACAGUCACCCCGUGGCCCACGCAGGCUGGUGACACCAGCUUGCACAAGGGUUCAAGCUCUGGAGGCCAACCUUGAGGUUUGGAGUGUGACAACCUCUCUAUGCUUCAGUUUCCAUGGCUGGAAUACCUACCUCAGGGACAGAUGCAAAUUCAGAGACCUAAAGAUUAUAAAGUGCUUUUUCUCUCAUAAAUAUAGCAUUAUCCUGUACAUAUUGUCAACAUAUUGUUUAACUUUGCUGUUUUGAACUUUGUAAAGAGUUUCAUGAUAAAUGUAA
This is a messenger RNA of Aethalodelphis obliquidens (Pacific white-sided dolphin), 2040 nucleotides long. RefSeq names its product SWIM-type zinc finger 7 associated protein 1 (gene SWSAP1). Gene Ontology annotation, biological process: double-strand break repair via homologous recombination. The record is from RefSeq and is a predicted model, not a curated record. The transcript is spliced from 2 exons. Bases 1092 to 1841 code for a protein of 249 amino acids. Gene Ontology annotation, cellular component: Shu complex. NCBI's taxonomy places the organism in Eukaryota, Metazoa, Chordata, Mammalia, Artiodactyla, Delphinidae. Gene Ontology annotation, molecular function: single-stranded DNA binding.